This is a messenger RNA of Harmonia axyridis, 3902 nucleotides long. It is a transcript of the gene Srrm234, whose product is annotated as serine/arginine repetitive matrix protein 2. Lineage: Eukaryota; Metazoa; Arthropoda; Insecta; Coleoptera; Coccinellidae. The record is from RefSeq and is a predicted model, not a curated record. The transcript is spliced from 10 exons. The coding region runs from base 172 to 3354 and encodes 1060 amino acids.
UCUGAUAAGAAGUUUGACAUUUCGUCAUGUAAUGUAUUGAAUUGCCUGUUAUUUAAGAACAAAUUGUUUUUUUUCGUAUAUAUUAACUAAAAAGAAAUAAUGUGAUGGCAAAGAUAGUAAUGUGAUAACGAAUAUACAUAAAAUAUUUAAUAAGAUAACUACAAACACAAAAUGUACAACGGAAUAGGUUUAGUGACUCCAAGGGGUUCAGGAACAAAUGGACAUGUUCAAAGGAACUGGGCCCUAGUGAAACCUCAUGCUAAAGAUAAGACUCAUAAAACUGAACAGGAACUAGUAGCUUUAGACGUUGCAUCUAACAAACCACCCAAUAAGGAAAUCUUGGAUCAUGAAAGAAAAAGGAAAGUGGAGUUAAAAUGUGCCGAAUUUGCGGAAAUUCUAGAGGAACAAGGGUUUCCUGAAGGAGUUGUCACCAACAAAGUAAACAAUUAUAGAAACAUGCUGAUGAAUCAAGAUAAUGGAAAGCUUGAGAAAAAUGUUGAUGAAUGGGGAAGAACCAACGUUACCGAAACUCACCAAGUGGCCGAGGCGCAGCAAGAAAAGAAUGCCAGGUUGAGGAAAGCUUUCGGCAUCUCAGAAUACUUUGUGGACGGCAGUAGUUUCGAUCCCGAUCGCGAAGCGAAAGAAAAGAUCGCAGAGUCCAAUGCUAUUCAGGAAAGGGAGCAACAGAUAGAAAUGGAGAAAGAGCAAGCAGCAAGAUACCAAUUGGUCCACACUCCAAGUCCUGAACCGGUUGAUACUAAGGCUUCGAAGAAGAAAAAGAGAAAACGUAAAGACAGCGAAUCUAGCGAGGAGCCAAAGAAGAAGAAGAAAUCAAAGAAAAAAAGAGAAAGAUCUGCGAAAAACAAGGAUAAAAAGAAGUCUAAGAAAAAGCAUAGGCACUCGUCUGUCUCGUCAGAUCCAAGUGACCAUUCAGAUUCCUCUGAAGAUAACGAUUCCAGCGAAGAUGAAUCGCCCAAGAAACAGAAGCCUAAAAAGAAGGGGAAAAAGAAGACUACCAAAAGGAGAAGAUCAGUUUCAAACAGCAGCUCAGAUGAAAGUAUUCCCGAUAAGAAAACUAAAAAUGAGAAGAAAAGGGAUAAUAGUGGAUCAGUGGAGAGAUCUAGAAAAAAAUCCUUGGAAAGAGAUUCCAAGAAAGUGAAGCAUUAUUCCCCAGAAGUUAGGAGAGAAAAGAAGCACAAAUCUCCUACUCCACAAAAACGCAAGUUGUCUAAAGAGAGGAGUAGAUCUCCAAAGAAAAUGAAAGGAAAGUACGAGGAGUACAGUAAAUCCAACAGACGAUCAAGAUCAAAUUCUUUGGGAUCAAAAAAAAAUUCGCACAGGAAGAAAUCGGCUUCUCCCUAUGAAUCCAGGAAAUCAAAGAAAUCAAGGUCAAGAUCGCCAUCAUAUAGGAAGAAAUAUCGUUCAAAAUCUUCUGAUAGGGAAAAAUCAGUAGAUAAAAAAGACAAACAAUAUUACGAUUCCAAAAAAAGCAAUCGUGAAACAGGAAGGAACUCAAGAUCAGCCACUCCUCCAAGAAAACAGAGUAGAUAUGAAAGAAGCAAAAAGACUGAAGUCUCUAGACGAUCACCUAGUGUAGGAGAUAGAUAUUACGAAUCAACAAAAAAUUCCAAAAGAUCAACUAGUCAUUCUAGGUCACCUAUUAGUAGAAACAACAAGAAGAAGUAUGAUAUUGACGAUGACAGACAUAAGAAACAAGAUGAUAAUAAGAAAUAUGACCGCUACCACAAAAGAGAAAAUGAUGACAGAAAAAAUGAAAAGAUAUUAAAUACCAAGGAUAGAAGAAGGUAUAGUCGUGACAGAAGUAGAUCUAGUGAAAAAACGCAAGGAAAUAAAAAUUCUAGGGAAAUGGAAAAAAAUAAAAGAGAGUAUUCAAGAAAUUCAAGAAAAGAUGAAAAAAGCAGAAGUAGAAGUAUUGAAUCUAGAGAACAUUCAAAUUAUAAAAAAAGGGAUGAUGCAAGACAGGAUAAGAAAAAAUCAAGAUCUCCAGACUUGUUGAAAUCACAAGACAAAAGGCAGAGUUAUAGAGGUACAGAAAGAGUGGAAUCCAAGCAUUCAAAAUCUCCAGAAUUGCCAAAAUCACCGGAGAAGAAAUUAAGCCACAGGGAAGUAGAUAAACGGCAUUCAAGGAGUAGAUCACAUUCCCACAAAACAGAUAAGUAUGAAAAAUCAAGGGAGAGAAGUACAGAAAAAGAAAGAAACAGAGACAGAAGUGCAGAUAGGAAGAUACAAAAAAGAAGUGUUGAGAGAAUGGAACAAAGAAAAGGAGAUUUUGUACAAAGCAAACUCAGAAAUGGUUCUGUUACUCCUCCAAGGCCGACAAAACGAAGUAGAAGUUCUUCUGAGAGCUCGCAUUCUGAAAAAGAAAUAAAAAAAUCUUCAAAGCAAAUUAGUGACAAGAAAUCAAAUGAGAAAUCUCCUAAAUCGUCAAAACAAUUGCCUGUUGUCAAAUUAAGACCUUCUUCUUCCGAGGAUGAAAUUCCUGCAGAUGACGUAGACAAAGAGGAAGAAAUUGAGGACAAAGAUUUGAAAAUGUUACGGAUGCUGAAAUAUGACCUAGCAGCUAAAGCUAAAGAUGUCCUGGAGAAAAAGAUUCAAAAGGGUAAAUCAGAAUAUGAGGAACGUCUGAACAAACUUUUGGAAGCCAGAAACUCUAGUCUUCUUCAGGAGAAAAAAACUAUUGAGCCAAAUGUUUUUGAUAUUAAAGUUUUGCCAUUAAAGAGAGAUAUUUCUAAGAGCCCUGUACAAAACAAAGUUGCUAAGGAUAUUUUUGAUAUUUACUCUGAAAAAGGAAGCAAGAAUAAAAGUAGAGAUUCUUCCAAAGAAAGGAGUCCAUCCAGACCUAGGACAUCCUCAAAAGAUAAGAAAAGUAAAUCAAGAAGCAGGUCUCCUAACAGUAAAAUUUCUCUGCAUGCUAAGAGUGCUAAAUCAAAAUCCAGGAGUUCCUCUAGAUCAAAAAGCAGUUCUAGGAGUAGGAGCCGUUCAUCAUCGUCAAGUAGCAGUUGGUCAAAAUCGUCAGGCUCCCGUUCAAGAUCCAGGUCGAGAUCAUAUUCGAGCUCUUCUUCGUCAUCCUCUUCUUCGAGUCGUUCUUCCAGAUCAAGAUCACCAUCAAUCCCUCGACGACAUGGAUCGCCAUCCUUUCUAGAUCGUAGAAGAAUAACCAGUGCAAGGAAGAGACCCAUCCCGUAUCAUCGACAAACUCCAAGCUCGCUUUCAUCGAGAAGCAGUUGUAGCAGCUUGAGUCCUUGGUAUAAACGGAGAUCAACAUCUAGAUCUGCCAGCCCGUUUUCCAGAUCUCAGUCAAGGUCUUCAAUAAAAUCGACACGAUCUCCAUAAAGAUAGUUUUUUUAACCAAGCUUUUAACAAAAUUAAUUUGUUUUUAAUUUGCAAUAAUCUAAUUUUUUAAAACUGAUCAACAAAUUCAGAAUACUCAGAAUCUGUUUUUAUAUGUAUUAUAACAAACUGUUCGCCAAAGAACUAUAUUUAACCAAAUGAUAUUAAAUAUUAGAAAUAGUUGUAAAUUUGAAAUAGUCGAACUAGAACUAACAUUGUGGAAGGAAUUAAUUUUUUUUUUAGGAAAUUUAAAAUUAAAUUCCUUCUUACAACUUGUGCAAUAAGCUUCACACAGGAAAAGCUUAAAACAUUGCAAUAAAAAAAUUCCAACAUUAGUCUGAAAGAUCUUAUCUAAUUUUGAUAUUAAAUAAUUAAGAACUCCGCAUUGUGGAAUAAUAAUUUUUAAAAUUAAUAAUCCGCAUAAAUUAGUAUUAAUUGUGCAAUUUAAGUAAAUUUUUCUAGUCUAUUUGUGUGAUAUAUUUAAUUAUUUAUUUAUUUGUAAAUUAUUGUUUUCUAUUUAUUCACUUAUUAAUAAAAAGGUGCACUAUUUA